CGGCCCGGCCCGGCCCCGCCGCCUCUGCUCAGCCGGCCCGGCCGCAGGAGCGAGCUCUAGACCAUUAACAAGACCCCUGGGACCUACUCCAAGUACGUGACUCUCCAAGGACAUCACCCUGUUUUGGGCAUGUUCUUAGAGCUGAAAUUCCCUGUGCCCUGGGGACAUGUGGCAGCCAAGGCCUGGGGACCUUCAGAGGGACACCCUGUGCUGUGUUUGCAUGGCUGGUUGGACAAUGCCAACACCUUUGACAAGCUCAUUCCACUGCUCCCUAGAGGUUGUUACUAUGUGGCAAUGGAUUUUUCUGGACAUGGUUUGUCCUCCCACCGACCUGCAGGCUGCCCCUACCAUUUCCUAGAUUAUGUGACUGAUGUGCGCCGGGUGGCAGCAGCCUUGCAGUGGAGACGGUUCACACUGAUGGGUCACAGUAUGGGUGGGGCUGUGGCAGGAAUGUUCUGUUUCCUUUAUCCCGAGAUGGUGGACAAGCUGAUCCUGCUGGAAAGUCUUGGCUUUCUUCUAGCUCCAGAGGACACUGAGGCGUGGCUGAAAUCAAAACGGAGGGUGAUCGACAGACUACUGAGUCUGGAGGCAAAGCAGCAAACUCCCAAAGCACGGAGUCCUGAAGCAGCAUUGCAGAGGCUUUUAGAAGCCAACAGCCAUCUGACAGCAGAGGGUGGGGCAAUCCUGCUGCAGCGAGGAGCAACUGAGACACCCGCUGGGCUGGUGUAUAACAGAGACAUGAGAGCCCGUACGCAGAGUCGAGAGUUCUUCACAGUGGAGCAGUGUGUAAAGCUCUUGCAGAAGAUCCAGGACCGUGUUCUCAUCAUUGUAUCACAAGAUGGACUCUUGGUACCACACAACCUACCCAGCAGAAAUAAUUUUGUGAAAGCCCUGCAGGAGGCAUUUGAGUCUACCCUCAAAGAGCACAUCCAGCUAGCAGAAGUGCCUGGGAGUCAUUUUGUGCAUCUGAAUGAGCCCGAGGUGGUAUCUGGGAUCAUCAGCAACUUCCUGACAGCACAGAACACCAGGGCCAGACUCUAGGAAGCCCUCAGAGCUGCAGCUGUCUGGGAGAACUGGGAGCUAACAAGCAAGCUCCAGAAUUGUCACCAUUUCUACCUCACAUCCAACAUUAGAUUCUGAUAAUCUUUCCUGUGCUUAGCUGACUGCAGGGUGGAAGCAGGUCUGCCGGGGGUACUCUGAAGGGGAGCUGAGCAAAGUAUCUCAUUUUCCAAAGGUUGAUGGAAUCUUUGCUCUACUUCCAGCUCUGUGAGUACAGGGAUAGAGGCCCAAAGUGGCCUUCCCCUUGGCUUACUCCAAACUUGCACACUGAAACAGAGCAGAAUAUAAGGCAGAGGCAUCCUCUGUGACAGCAGCCAGCACCACCAGCUUUGGCACUGCAAUAGAGGUGGCUCAUCUUGCCUCCUCCCUGAGGAUCCCAGGAUUUAACCUGCUGAAAAACAAGGAAAGUGUUCUGCUUCUCUGCUUACUUGCAUAGAUGCCUGAGCUCAGAGGGCCUCAGUGUCUCUGUUCCACUGUGAGAGGUGCUGUUUAAGAAUCAGCUUGUGUAAGAGCUCACCUGUGCAGAGAAGGCCAUUUUAAUGAACACUAGAGAAUCCCUAAUCCUCUAGCUGAAGCAGCUGGGAGAACUACAAAUUAUGGAAAAACUGGCAGAGACAAUUUCUGUUCUAAAUAAAGAUUAAUGUUCUAAUGUUAAAUCUGUCUUCUUGACUCUAUAGGAGAACAAACCUCCUUUCUCUUGCAGGCUGCUCACCCAAGCAGCUAAAAUGCAUCUUGGGAGGCAACAAUUUUUACACACUGUCUGCCUUAGGUAGGCCUUAUUAAGGAUCUGCCUCCCAGUUAAAUUGAUGCAAAAGCCCACUGAAGCAGGCAGGCCUGUCAAUCUGCAAGCAAUGCAAACUGUAUUUGCAGUCAGUUUUUUAGGAGAGGGUAAAUCCAUUUUAUCUCAGCUCUCUGGAAUUUACAACUUUCACCUUACAUUCAUGGUCACAUCUCUAGCAAGGAUGCAGAUAGUAAAAUAAAUGUGUAAAAUCCU
Molecule: messenger RNA, 2053 nt
Organism: Lonchura striata (white-rumped munia)
Lineage: Eukaryota; Metazoa; Chordata; Aves; Passeriformes; Estrildidae
Gene: SERHL2
Product: serine hydrolase like 2
Cellular component (GO): membrane
Source: RefSeq, a predicted model, not a curated record